AUGGGGUACGCGGACAUCGAGAACAAGGUUCCGAUGCAGCAGGACACCAUCAUGCGAUUGUUCUCCAUGACCAAGUGCAUCGUGGCAGUGGCCUUCCUCACGUACGCUGAGGAUCCAAACAGCACGAACUGGAACAUUGACUUGGACGACCCAGUGUGGAAGUACAUACCUGCGUUCAAGCAGACGAAGAUAGCGCCGCUACGAGGCACGGUCAAGCCGCGCGACCUCGCGGCGGACACGUACACCGUGAGGAACACCGCCGGGAAGGUAGUGAGGCAGAAGUUGCCCAAGGUCCCCACCCUGCGGCAGCUGCUGUGCCACACGGCAGGCCUGGGUUACGGGCCGACGCUGGGCGACACCUGGCCGCCUGGGAAGCACGAUCACUACCGUAUCUAUUCCGACCUCAUCGACAGGGUGAAUCGGCAGCAGGUCACCUCGCUGGAGGAUUUCGUGAAUGAGCUCGCCAAGAUUCCGCUGAAGCAACGUCCUGGCUUUGCUUGGGAGUACUCCUUCGCCACCGACGUCCUCGGCCGGGUGCUCGAGGUGAUCUCCGGCAAGACGUUGGAUGAGGUAGUCGAGGAGAGGGUAUGCGGUCCGCUGGGGAUGUCAGAUACUUGCUUUCGGGUGCCGCCCGAGAAGGCACAUCGUAUUGCAGCGUGGUACAGGAGACCAGUGGACGACAAAGGGAAUCCUAUCGAGAGGAAGCCCGGGGCCACGUUCACGCUGGAGAGAGUAGACGGCCCUGGCGCCGAGAGCGGCUGGGUGGGUGCCAAGGUGUCCAAGGUUCUUUCAGCCGGUGGUACUAUUGAGACACCGCUCUCUAUCAAGGGAGGCAUGGUCUCGACAUUUCAGGACUACUUGCGUUUCCUGCUGAUGAUUCGGAACAUGGGGAGCUUGGACGGUGUCCAGAUACUUCGCAGGGAGACGGUGCAGACCAUGAUCACCAACCAAGUUCCUGCAAGCACCGAAGGGGAUUCUGGGGGCAAGCGCCGCGCGGCCUGGGUCUUCGACAAGAAGGGGCAGGGCUACUGCAUGCUCGGACAGAUCCAGGAGCUUCUUGCGCUGCACCGCUUGGUGCCAGCGUUCGAUUCGCGCGGUCGCACGCGGUCCGAAGAUGACGCGGAGGCGGGAUGCCAGAAAUCGUAG
This is a messenger RNA of Prorocentrum cordatum, 1146 nucleotides long. NCBI's taxonomy places the organism in Eukaryota, Dinophyceae, Prorocentrales, Prorocentraceae. The record is from the annotation of a GenBank genome assembly.